CUGCUGCACUUGAUAUUAGUCCAACUGAAGAUCAUAAUUUGCUGUAGUAACGUCUCUUCCCUCAUUCCCCUCCACAGACGGAUUUACACAGAUCUCGGUCAGACCAACAUCACUGACGAGAGACGAAAAGUCACCAUCUUGAUGCAAAGUGCUUUAUGGUUUAGGUGAGGAAGAUCAGCGCGAGGUUCAUGAACAUCGCAUAGAGAAGAGUAGGAAGUCGAUAAACUGCGAUAAGGGCUGUCGAUGCUACUUUUUUUUUCAGUGGGAAAACGAUGUCCACGCUAUCCCUGGUGGGAUCACACACAAGGAGGAAACAACUGAGGUCCACCAAGUGUCUUGCAGAGAUGAGAAGAAGAAAAAAACAUAGGCGCUACCGGACCCCUGUCUGUGUGGCUUCCGCAGCGUUAAACGUCGAAGCAGCUACCUCUGCUUACCACAAACACACGUCUCCGGUACGCUGCGCCUAUCAUUGCCCACACAGCGCAUAUAUGUGCGCAAUAUGUCGCUGUGCUAUCUGGGGAAUCAAGAAGCUGUAAACUUUCAGAGGAAGUGAACUGCCGACGGUUAGACAGAGAAGAAAGCAGCGAUGCCUGAGUCAAACGAGGAAGCUAAGAUUAUUCCCUACUGCAAAACACCAGUAUCCGUAGAGCGUGUAGUACUAUAUCUUCUGUGUGGUGUAUGUGUUCUAUGUCUUCUACUUGCUGUUCUUAUUACUUGUUUGGUAUGUCGGUGUGAUAAGGACCAUAGUCCUAGUUGCACUUUCUUAAAAGCUGCAGUGGCCGCAGACUCCGGGAAAUGUUCAGAGAUUGGACGGGACAUUCUUCGGAAAGGCGGCUCUGCAGUAGAUGCUGCCAUUGCUGCGCUGCUGUGCACCUCCAUCAUCAACCCACAGAGUGCGGGGAUCGGAGGCGGGGUCAUAUUCACUGUGAUGGACAGCUCUGGUAAAGUGAAAAUCAUCAACUCCAGAGAGACUGUCCCCAGGAAGGUGAACUCUGACCUGUUUAAGUCGUGUCGUAAAACCACAGAGUGGAGCAAGGAGUGGCUGGAAGAUAGAGGAUGGAUUGGGGUUCCUGGGGAAAUUCGAGGUUAUGAAGCAGCACACCGACUUUAUGGGAAGUUGCCGUGGGCCGACCUCUUUCAGCCGACCAUCAAAUUAGCCAGAGAAGGAUUCCCUAUUCCUUACUACCAAGGUCAACACAUCCCACGCAUUAAUAAUACGUCAAUACGGGAGUUAUAUUUAGACAAAAAUGGAAACCUGCUUAAGACCGGUGAUACUGUGAAGUUUGAGAAACUGGCUGACACUUUGGAGACGAUCGCAAACGAGGGACCAGAUGUGUUUUACAACGGAACAAUAGCAAAGAAUUUAAUCAGUGACAUUCAGGAUGCAGGAGGAAAACUCACACUGGAGGACUUGGCAUCGUAUCAAGCUAAUGUGACUGAUGCGUGGAAUAUUUCUUUGGGAGAGUAUAAGCUGUACUUCCCUCCGCCCCCUUCAGGGGGAGCCAUCCUCAGCCUCAUCCUCAAUAUCAUGAAAGGAUACAAAAUGAAUUCAGAACCUAAGACGACUGAUGAAAAGAUUUUGUUUUAUCACCGUUAUAUUGAAGCUUUAAAAUUUGCCAAUGGAUUAAAGAAAUAUAUCCGAGAUCCAAACUUCAGCUCAGAUAAAAUGGCAAAGAAUUUGAUAGAGGAUAGCUUUGCAGACAGCAAACGGAGCUUGAUCAGCAGCGACAAGACUCAUGAUCCCCAGUAUUACGGCGACACCUCACAUAUGGACAGCAUCGGCACCACACAUGUAUCUGUGCUGGCUGAAGAUGGAUCUGCUGUGUCUGUUACCAGCAGCAUCAACGACGAAUUUGGCUCCAGGGUCCUCUCUCCAAGCACUGGAAUCAUUCUCAACAACCAGCUGACUGACUUCUGUAAUAGAACUAAUAGCGUCUCUCCUGGGGAGCGGCCUCCCUCCAAUAUGGCCCCUUCUGUGCUGAAGUCUCCAUCGAAGACGCUGGUGAUUGGAGGGUCUGGUUCUGAAAUGAUUCCACCGGCUGUGGCCUCGGCGCUCAUGAACCACCUUUGGUUUGGAAAGAGCCUUAAGGAGGCAAUUAUUACUCCUGUUGUUUUUGUUGACUGUCAAAGUGAAAUAAAACUUGAAUCGAAGCUUGAAAAGGAUGUAGUUGAUGGUCUUGAAGCUAAGGGACAUAAAAUAGCAAAAUUCUACAACACAGUUAAUGCUGUGGAAAAGGCGGGCAGCUGUAUCUCUGCAUGGUCUGAUGAAAGGAAAAAAGGCAAAGCAGCUGGUUACUGAGACCAAGAGUCAGUGAUGUCAGUUAUAUAGCAUGGUCUUAAGGUUAUGGACACUGCUGUAGCUACAACAUUGGACAAUCUAUAUUCGUCUGUUAACUAAUAGAUCAUUCAUGCUUUACACAUGUGUCUAAAAAAGUUUGUUAUAUUGAAAACAUAAUGCGAUAAUCAGAUUAUUUAAAUCCAAUGUCACAUGCAAAAUAGUGCAAAGACAGCAUUGUAAAAACGAUGUUGUUGUUUUGUUUUUAAUUUCAGGGGUUGCUGUUGAUAUCCGGCUUUUUAAAAUAAAAAAUAAAAAAAUCAAUAUGACCUUUUAAAUAUUUGUUCAUUUUGGUUUUUGAUACACAGAAUAGGCUAAACAAGGUCACAGCUUUCAGGCUGAAAUGUGAAGCCCAUGCCUUUUCCUUCAACCUGCAUUCUUUCUAAGCAGCAGGCCAGCAGGACGAGACUGACUGCAGAAAUCUUUGGUUUUAUAAAAGAUUGUUGGAAAAAGAGCUACAGACUUCAUGUUCCAUUCCACCAGUAAACAAUUCAUAUUUUCAAGUCUUAUCAAAUUCAUGUUUAUUUUGUAAAUUUUAGCCCACUGGAUUGUCCAGAAGGGAGAUAAAAUAGGGCUUCCCUAAAGUGUACCCUAAGUUAUCAAUUGAUUUGUAAUUAAAAAAAAAAAAAGACCAGCAUAACCUGCAGUUACUGUUACAGGUAUGUCAGCAUCAACAAAGCUGGAACUCACAGACUGUUAGAGCCAAAUAGAAAGGUCAGUUUUUUAUUUGAAUAUUAGUAGCUACAUUUAAAUGCUUUUUAGUAUUGUUUUUUUUUUUUAUUCAGUUUGCGUAUUAAGAUUUUAUUUUAUUUUUUUUGCUUUAUUAGUUCAUCCUGCUAUUGUUGUGCUGUUAUAAAGUGUGGGUAAUUCUGCUGAUAUGGUCAGGGUAAAAGUUAAUCUGGCAAGCAGUUUGCGAAGCAACAGUUUGCCUUUAUAGUUGUUUAAUGUGUUUUACUGAUAGAUAUAGAUAACCCAGACUUGAACGGAUAUGUUUUAUUUUGAAACUCUCAAUUUUGUGUACAAUAAAGUCCUUUCUUCAGUG
This is a messenger RNA of Haplochromis burtoni (Burton's mouthbrooder), 3377 nucleotides long. RefSeq names its product glutathione hydrolase 5 proenzyme. Gene Ontology annotation, biological process: leukotriene D4 biosynthetic process; glutathione catabolic process; inflammatory response. The coding region runs from base 587 to 2299 and encodes 570 amino acids. The record is from RefSeq and is a predicted model, not a curated record. Gene Ontology annotation, molecular function: glutathione gamma-glutamate hydrolase; leukotriene-C(4) hydrolase activity. The transcript has 12 exons. NCBI's taxonomy places the organism in Eukaryota, Metazoa, Chordata, Actinopteri, Cichliformes, Cichlidae. Gene Ontology annotation, cellular component: plasma membrane.